Anolis sagrei ordinatus is the source of this 4917-nucleotide messenger RNA. It is a transcript of the gene RXFP3, whose product is annotated as relaxin family peptide receptor 3. NCBI's taxonomy places the organism in Eukaryota, Metazoa, Chordata, Lepidosauria, Squamata, Anolidae. Gene Ontology annotation, biological process: immune response; calcium-mediated signaling; cell chemotaxis. Gene Ontology annotation, cellular component: membrane; external side of plasma membrane. The record is from RefSeq and is a predicted model, not a curated record. Gene Ontology annotation, molecular function: C-C chemokine receptor activity; C-C chemokine binding.
ACGCACCUUCCAGGCAGCCGCUGGAGAGAGAAAGCGAGACAGAGGCAGGAGUCAUUCUCCGCCGGAGGGAAAGGCAGAGAGGAGUUGUAGCUAGCUACAGGCUGCUCAGCAGUAUCUCUCCAGAGAGACAUUCCCAGACUUUGGCGGAGCUACAGCUUCCCUUUCCGACCUGCUUUCUGCACCAGCUUCUGCAGCCACCUCGGAAAGCACUUGCUUGCUAUCAGAUUCUCCGUCAUUUUCCUUGGGAACUGAUCGGAUACUUUUUUCCCCAGUCAGCAUUGAUUCUUCUCCCUCCACUCUUAUGCAUCCGACAGAGAAACAACUAUGAAGAUGAACCUCUCUGCCUUUCUUGAACUUGAAGGCUUCCUGGUGAUGGACUUUUGAAGUACACCUUGGAUCUCCAGCCUUAACCCCAGUCAAGGUCUCUUCGCUUUUGGAAGUGCUUCUUUUUGGCUCCAGGGAAAUUUGGGGGAGACACCUAAAGGAGGCCCCUCCCUUUUUUGGUUUCUCGGUUGUUGGAGCUUUAUAACAGGGGUUGUUGGGACAGGACUCUCUUCUCUGCCUGGGAUGGACGCCCUCUGUGAAUACAGCUACUGCUCCCUGGCAGCCAGCAUAAAGGAAACAAGGAUGGGAGAACUCUUGGAUUCCCUUCCCAGCCUUGUGGAGGAAAGGCUGCUGGCCAAUGGGACCAACGAGUCCUUGCAAGAGCUCUGGAGGAACCUGGUCAACUUGGAGAAGAGCGAAGGUGUGCAAGGGAGCGCCUCUGUGGUCCUGCGGAUCUUCAUCUCCAUCGUCUACUCCGUGGUGUGUGCCCUGGGUCUGGUGGGCAACAUCUUGGUGCUCUACUUGAUGAAGAGCAAAUGGAAAAAGUCCUCCAUCAACCUCUUUGUGACCUGCCUGGCCCUGACUGAUUUCCAGUUUGUGCUGACGCUCCCUUUCUGGGCUGUGGAGAAUGCUCUGGAUUACACCUGGCUCUUUGGCAAUGCCAUGUGCAAGAUCCUCUCCUAUGUCACAGCCAUGAACAUGUAUGCCAGUGUCUUCUUCCUCACUGCCAUGAGCAUCGCCCGCUACCAUGCUGUGGCCUCUGCCCUGAAAACCAGAAGGCAAAAUGGGCUCUCGGGUGCCUGCUCUCCAGCCAAAUGGCUAUGCGUUCUCAUAUGGAUCUUGGCCAUUCUAGCUUCCUUGCCCACUGGUAUCUUCUCCACCACUACUACAAUCUUUGGUGAGGAAUUCUGCCUCAUCCGCAUUCCUGAUAGUGAAGGCAACAAUACCUGGCUGGGGAUCUACCAAACCCAGAAGGUGUUGCUGGGUUUUCUGUUGCCACUGGGCAUCAUCACUCUCUGUUAUCUCUUGUUGGUGCGCUUCAUCAGUGACAGGCAUGUGGGUGCUAGUUCUUGUGGCCCGAGCACUAAACGCAGGACCAAAGUGACCAAAUCAGUGACUAUUGUGGUGCUGUCUUUCUUCCUCUGCUGGCUGCCCAACCAAGCGCUCACCACUUGGGGCAUCUUCAUCAAGCUCAACAUCCUGCACUUCAGCCAUGCUUACUUCCUGUCUCAGGCAUACUUCUUCCCUAUCACUGUGUGUCUGGCGCACUCCAACAGCUGCCUCAACCCCAUCUUCUACUGUCUGAUGCGCAGGGAGUUUCGCAAAGCCCUCAAGAAGCUGCUCUGGAGGAUCACCUCACCCUCCAUCACUACCAUGCGCCCUUUCACGGCCACCACUAAGCCCGAGCAUGAGGAACAAGUACUGCAUAGUUUGAUGCCUGCUAAUCCAGCAAAUACUUCUACUCCUUCUCCUCACCCUCCGCCAGGUGUAGCAGUAACUCUACCGGAUAUUGUCUCAUAUCCCCCUGGGGUGGUUGUGUACAGUAGCCGCUCUGAUGCCUUGCCUACCAGCACCUCGGCUGAGCACCACUGUUAAGCUUCACCAUGUAGGAAGGCUACAACUGGUUCCUGGCCCCAGGGUCUAAAGUAACUGGCAAGUAACUGUGCUGGAACCAAGCUUCCCCUAUCUUGAAGAUGUGGAAGUAGUAAAAUGGCUAUGGGAAUGUUCCCUCCAUCAGAAGGAAAACAGGAAGGGAAGAAUUUGUUUAGGACUUCCCCAUUAACCAGGAUGGAAACAACCCAUAGCAUUUAUGUAUGGCACUAAGAAAAGUGGGGACCUAUGGCACUGAUGAGUCUCUAGUAUGACCACACUUGUAAUACUGUGUACAGUUGUAGUCACUGCUCCUCCAAAAGGAUAUAAUAGAGUUGGAAAGAAGAUGCAAGAAAAGGAAGCCAAAAUGGUCAAGGGGGUGCAGGGUGUCUUCUAAGAAGAAAGGUUUGGGGAUUUUUUAAGCAGGGCACUAUUUAUGUUUUUUAUGAGGGGGUUACUAUUAUUGAAGAAUAUGGUGAUUUAGCUAUCUUAAGAAAGUGGGUUUUUGCUCUACUCCAGAAGAAAAAAAAAGUCUUUGAAUCCUAUUGGUAACUCCAACUAAAGUAGAUUUGUUGAAUCAGUGGAAUUUCUCUAAAUCUUGACUCACUAUUUAACAAAUCAUUAAAUUGGCAUACAAUAGUUAAGACUACUAAUCAGGCAAAAUAAUUAUUCAUCCGUUCAGGGUAUAUGCCUGGUAGUUUUGUUGACACACCAAAAUUGGUAAUACAGUUGAUCAUCCACAUUUGCAGGUUUAACAUUUGCAUAUUUGAUUAUCUGCAGAUUUGAUUAAUAUGGUCUCUCUAGGAAUCUCUAGGUCCUCCAUUGUGAUUCUAUGGUCAAUGUCUGCUGAAAGUUGACCAUAGGGUUUUGCUGGAACACUUAAAGAUUCCCAUGGAAAAUACUUCUCUAGGAAUCUCUAGGCUCUCCAGCACAACAGUAUGAUUAACUUCUGGUGAAAAUAGAUCUUAGAGUUGCCCUAAAGGACUUAGAGAUUCCAAAAUAGGUGAUCUCUCAAGUAAAAAAGAAAAAGUGGGGAGUGGGUUUCUUGUGUUUACUCUCUUUUACAGGGCCCUGUGUCCUUAACUCCAGUGAAUGUGGAGGGUCUACUGCAGUCUUGUCCAUUUCCUCAUCAGUGAAGUAAGAAUUAAUGGGUGGAUUGAACUGGAAUUUUCCUCAUUCUGUUGAGGCUCAUAUGGUUCAAUUCAAGAGGAAAAAGAGAACACGUUUAUUAUUGACUGUGUCUGGAUCACCUGUAUUCUCAGAUUUAUGGGGGAAAUAUUUAAUUUUACUCCAUGCUUUUAUAUCCCAUAUUAGGAUAUGUGCUCAUCCAAAGGAUGGUGACCAAGAUGGUAAAUGGUCUGGAAACCAAGCCCUAUGGGUUAGAAUGCUGGGUAUGUAGUUUGGAGAAGAGAAAGAUUAGCAGUGACAUGGCAGUAAUCUCCAUUUGAAGAGCUGUCAUGUAAACGAUGGAGCAAGUUUGUUUUCUGCAGUUCAGGGAUUAGGACACUAAUGAAUUCAAAAAGAUUCUACCUGAAUAUUAGGAAGAAUGUCUUGACUGUAAAACCUUUACAACAAUGAAAUGGAUUGUCUUGGAGGGUGGUGGACCUUCUUCCUUUAGAGAUCUUUUAUGUAGAGGUUGGAAAGCCAUCUCUCUGGAAUACUUCUAAUGUAUUUUCCUGCAUGGCAGUGGAUUGCCCUUGUGGUCUCUUUUGAUUCUACAAUUUUGUUCAAGAAAAGUGUGAAAGAUCUUACUUGUAGCUGACAAAUUCCAUGUCAUAAAAUCUUUAAAGGAAGCUAUUUUGGGAUAAAUUAUAUUUUUCGGAUAGUACAGUAGAGUCUCACUUAUCCAACAUAAAUGGGCUGGCAGAAUGUUGGAUAAGCGAACAUGUUGGAUAAUAAAGAGGGAUUAAAGAAAAGCAUAUUAAUCAUCAAAUUACAUUAUGAUUUUACAAAAUAAGCACCAAAACAUCAUGUUUUACAGCAAAUUGAGAGAAAAAGCAGUUCAAUACACGGUGACGUUAUGUAGUAAUUAUUGUAUUUACGAAUUUAGCACCAAAACAUUACAAUGUAUUGAAACAGCCAUGGAAUCAGGCAGGAGGCAGAUCAUAUUAGAUUAUACGGAAUAUUGAAUGAGCAAAGGUUGGAUUAGCGAGAUUCCACUGUACCUUUAAGGUCUGGACUAAAUCUAACGUGGUGGUGUCACAUCACUGAGAUGAAAGCCACCAGCCACUACCAAAAGGCACUGACAAUGGAGGGAAGAGACAAGAGUCAGUAUGUUUGUGGUGUUGCUAUAUUUAUGUGGUAAACCCUUAAAUCAAUAACCUGGGAGUGUAGCUUUAGAAUUCUGCUGCUCUGUAUCCAAGGAGACACCUGUCUUUUCCCAUCAGACUAUUUAAUUUACAAAGCUGAGCAGGACAUGUUGGACUUCAGGUGGUAGUCAGAAAAUGGUGAAAUUGUCACAAUCUGCCCAGGCAACUUAAUCAUUGGCUCUGAUGUAGAGAUGAUUAGUUGGGAUGGAUCAGAACUUGAAAAGUUCCUUGUUAGGACUAUAAUUCCCCAAUCAUUACAGCUACUAGCCAGGCUUGUUGGGGAUUCUGGAUAUUGGAGUGAAUGAAGUAGGUUUUCCAAGCUGUGGGAUGGAUGAGAGAACAGAUGGUAAGGCAGACUUUGAGAAAAGUUGUAACACAUCCAGGAACUGGCAUCAACAGACUUGCCUUGCCAAGCCAGGAUUUUAAAAUAUGCCACAAGUCCUGAUAAAUCAGAGCAAGAAUCCUUCAGAUCCUCUGAAGAUGCCAGCCACACAUGCAGGUGAAAUGUCAGGAGAAAAUGUUGCUAGAACAAGACCAUACAGCCCAGAAACCACACAACACUCUUCUCAAAGAGAUUGCUCUGAGGGAUGAAGUAGGAAAUUACAGUUCCCAGAACAGCCAUAGAGAUUUGGGGUGUUUUAAUCCACUUCCAAAAAUAUUGCCAUGUUUCUGAUUCCAUGAGUAACUAGAAGGU